Molecule: messenger RNA, 2255 nt
Organism: Pelodiscus sinensis (Chinese soft-shelled turtle)
Lineage: Eukaryota; Metazoa; Chordata; Testudines; Trionychidae
Source: RefSeq, a predicted model, not a curated record
CUCCCAGGCUACAUGAUAGGGGACAGGGCCUGGGACAGCCACAUGGGCCGAAUUCGGCCUGCUGAGUGGCUUUUGCCCACCCCUGUCUUAAAACAUUUAAAUAACAAAUAAAUAUUCAGAACCCAUGAACCUUGAUCAACACUUUUGAGUUUAAGGCUGCUUUUCCUCAUUAAGAAUCAGAAGAAAAACAUCUAACUUUGAGGUCAAGUUUUAUAAAUAUGACAAAAUAAUGUCCUAUAUUAAGGGCUUCUUUUGUUUAAUACAAAUAAAUGUUGCUGUUUCCUUUGUUUAAUUAAUUUCCAGUUGCUACCCUAAUGCAGCUUGACAAGGCAUGAGGAAAAAGUUAAUUAUCUAGCAAAUAAGCAAUAUAUCAUUCAUCAUACUCUAGCAUACUAAAAUGACAAUAAGAGUCUGAAAACCUCAAAUGAAAUAAUUGCUUAAGUUUAUGUAUAUAGUUUACUAGAUAGCAGAAAUUACCAAAUCUAGUAUAAAAGUUCUAAUUAGUUGUUAAUCUAUGUUCUCAGCAUGCAUGCAAAUAUAUAUGCACACAUCCUCCAUGCAGGUGUGCACAGGAAAAAAAAUCCUCCUGUUUGUAUGCAUGCACACUUUCAUGCAGCAAAAUAUACCCCCUCACGAUGCACUCAUACACACAAUGAGCACAAAAUAUCCCUUCUCAGCACUUCUGCAUUAAAAUACCUCCCUUUCAGGAUGCACAGGAACAUGCACAAAUACCCCAUCCAUAUUCACCAUAAACUGCUCUCCUCUCAAGACACAAACACCCUGCCCAGACACUGUAAAAUUCAUAGAAAAAUACCAUUUUAUAGUUGUGCAUGUUUCUUCCCAGAGAUUAAUUUGUAACAUACAGCAAAAUAUACACCACGAACAGAAACAUAACCAGCAAAAUCCACUGAUGUGAAAAAAAUACUACUUUCUCCUCCAGCAAAUGAGGGUGGGGUUUUGGGUGACAGUGUUAGAGCACGGCACUAAAAGUCAUUACCACAUCUAUCAUUUGGGAUUUCAUGAAAUAAUAGCAUGUUCUUUUGCGGGAGGGAGAGCAUACAUUUUCAUGAUGAACAUUCUUUAUAGUCAGGUACAAUGGGGGAAAAGUAGAGUGGUGCAGUGGGUAGGGGACAAGACUGGGGACUCAGAUGAUCUUGGUUCUAGUCCUGAUUCUGCCACUGACUUGCUGUGUGAGGUUAGGGCAAAUCACUGAAUCUAAUUCCAAUUUGAUCCCUUUCUGUUUAUUUAGACUGAAAGUGAUAAAGCCGUGGUGUCCAACACACUAGCCACAAGUGGAUAUUUGGCUGAAUGGCUGCUCUUUGCCUAAGGAAAUUACUACAUCAAGCCACAAGGAAUGAAACUAGUUGCAUAAAUAGAUACUUUGAUAUUCGCGUGGUGCUAAUCAUGCAAAAGACAACAUUCUCUCAAACACUGAUGGUGAUGGCUGGUGCUAACCAGAGACCUAUGUUUAUACCCACAAAAUCAUUUUGUACAUCUGAAGAAGCUAAAAAGACACAAGGAAAGAAAAAAAACCUAAAUGCCCCCAAAACAUUUGGAAGUAUUGGGAGGAAAAUUCCUUAUCCAAUUCUUCAUGUAAUCAAUGAAAAUGGGGAUAGCUUGGGAAAUAUGCACAGAGGAGAUGUGAUUCAACUCAUGAAUAAAACUGAUUUGAAGCUUGUUCCACUGCGUGAAAAUGAAGACCCUCCAGUAUACAGACUGAUGACUGGGAAGCAGAUUCAUGAAGAGCAGCUCAAACUUAGAGAGAAAGAAAAAGCACAUUCAAAAACUGGACCUGUUCAGCUGAAGGAGUUAACUUUUUCCGCAGCUAUUGCAAAACAUGACUUAGAGACCAAAAUUAGACAGAUUCAGCAGUGGAUUGAUAAAAAGCAUCAUGUUAGAAUUUCUGUACAGCAAAAGAAUGUUGCAGAUGGGCCAGAAAAGAUGCUAGCUUUUUUUGACCAGAUUGUUGAGACUAUGCCUGCGAAAGCUACUUACCUAUCCCAGCCAAAAGUCAUUAGAGAAGGAAGAAGUACAUGUGUUUUGAGGCACAUGUCAGACAAAGAAGUUAAUGAAUACAAGAAAACAGAAAAACAAAAACAAAAAGACACUCCAAACAAGAGUGAAAAUGAAACUACUGAAUCCAAUGAAUUGCAGUGACUUUACCCAAACACCAGAAGUGAUUACAAAACAAAAUAUCCAGCUUUUUACAUAAACUGACCAAUGUGAUGAUAAAGCAACUGUCAAAAUUAACCAAA